Messenger RNA from Xenia sp. Carnegie-2017, 2790 nucleotides. RefSeq names its product integrator complex subunit 9 homolog. The record is from RefSeq and is a predicted model, not a curated record. Gene Ontology annotation, cellular component: integrator complex. Lineage: Eukaryota; Metazoa; Cnidaria; Anthozoa; Malacalcyonacea; Xeniidae. Gene Ontology annotation, biological process: snRNA processing. The transcript has 23 exons.
AACUUUGUUUUCGUUUCUCGUCGAGGCGAGAGUCCAGUUUGAGAUCGCUACUCGUUAGGAAGAGCGGUAAUUUACUUAAGAUAAUCAAUUUAACAAAACAUCAAUUCAAAAAGGACAUUUCUACUCAAACAAACAUAGCCAUCCUUAAUUCUAUAAGUACCAUAGUACAUGGUCAUUUGGCAAGUGCAUAGUCAAAAAAUCGUUCAACUUGGUUCAACUCCAACGGUUGACACGAUAUACAGAUGAUAGAUGUGCAAUUCUCUUUAAGUGGAAGCUAAACAAACUAUUACAAUGUUUUCCCUCUGACCUUUCAACAAAAGUUUUCAACAUGAAACUGUACGCGCUUGGUAGGAACUGCAAAGCACCUUGUUACGUGCUUAAGUUUAAACAAACAACAAUUAUGCUGGAUUGCUCUCUAGAUAUGUUGCCUUCUCUUAAUUUUACUCCACUUCAUUUGGUUGAAAAGAAACAGGGUCAAAGUUUUAGUAAACCUUGGUUUGCGAGAGAGCUCCAUGAUUUUGAUGGUUUUGUUGAUGAAAAUAACAUCAGAGAAAUUGCUGGAAAUGUAUUUGUAGACAGUGAACCAGAGGUUUUACCUCCUGAGCUUGAUUUGUUGGAUUUAUCAACUGUUGAUGUGAUAUUAAUAUCCAAUUGUUUUUUUAUGUUUGCCCUUCCAUAUAUUACUGAGCAUACCAAUUUCUCAGGUACAGUCUAUGCCACAGAACCCACACGUCAAAUGGGAAGUGAAUUAAUGCACGAGAUUGUUUCGUUUGUUGAGCGAGUGCCAAAAUUGGUCAAUGGCACUUCUUGGAAAAACCUGAAAUAAAAGGUAGAACUCUUUCGUAUUUUAAGGCUUCUUCCUGCUCCAUUAAAGGAUGCAUUAAAUGUGGAAUCAUGGUGUACACUCUACAGUGUUCAUGAAAUACAAUCCUGUGUAUCAAAGAUACAGACUGUUGGGUUCUCUGAAAAACUAGAUUUGUUUGGUGUAGUCCAGUUAACUCCUGUUAGUUCAGGUUUUUCUGUUGGAAGCUGCAACUGGAUAAUCCAAACGGAGUAUGAGAAGAUAAGCUAUCUAUCAAGUUCAUCUUUAUUUACCACGCAUCCUCUACCAUUUGAACCAACCUCGUUAAGAGGCACUGAUGUGUUGAUAUUAUCUGGAUUAAAUGAAUCACCCACCUCAAAUCCUGACGCCAUGUUGGGCGAAUUCUGUACAAAUUUAGCCGGUACGAUAAAAGGUGGUGGAAAUGUUCUCAUACCUUGUUAUCCUUCUGGUGUAAUUUAUGAUUUAUUUGAAUGUCUACAAUCAUACAUGGAUAGUGCUGGACUUACCUUUACGCCAAUCUAUUUCAUAUCACCCGUUGCUAACAGUUCUUUGGCUUAUUCCAAUAUUUACGCUGAAUGGUUGUGCCAAAGUAAACAAUGUAAAGUGUAUCUUCCCGAACCUCCAUUUCCUCAUGCAGAGCUUGUUAAAAAUGGUAAACUUAAACACUUCCCAAAUCUUCAUGAUGGUUUCAGUGCUGUAUUUAAAACGCCAUGUGUAGUUUUUGCUGGUCAUCCAUCUUUAAGAUAUGGUGAUGUUGUUCAUUUUGUUGAAAUGUGGGGAAAUUCAAGUGCAAAUACAAUCAUAUUUACUGAACCUGGUUUUCCGUUUAUGGAUGCUCUUGCUCCGUAUCAACCGCUUGCUAUGAAGUCUUGCUACUGUCCAAUUGAUCCCAGGUUGAAUUUUGGUCAAGUGAACAAAACGUUAAGAGAUGUGAAGCCUCGUUAUGUUGUCAUCCCAGAAGAAUAUACAGUUCCACCGCCAUUUUUACCUCACAGAGCAGAUCUCAUUGUUCAAACUGAAAAUGACAUUCAAAUUCUACCAAUUAGUUAUCCUCAGGUUAUUGACAUUCCUGUUACUCGAACUUAUGAGAAAGUUUGUUUAUCAAACAAGCUAGCGGGCUCUUUAUGUCCACAAGAAGUGAGAGCUGGCACUGCUGUUGUCAUGGUUACUGGUUCUUUACUUAAUAAGAACAACAAGUACUCACUACAAGCGCUCGAAAGGCCAUUUGAAAGUUCUCUGGCAAAUAAGUGUUUAUGUGGUGAUUUAGUUAUUGAUGAACUGGUUUCAUCACUAGCAAAGAGGGGAAUUACUGAUGUACAAGUAGAAAAAACUCCUAAUGGCCAUACAGUGCAUCUGAAUGAUGAUGACGCAAUGGUUACAUUAGAGAAGGGAAGUACACAUAUCAUCACGCAUGGCAAUGAUCAACUAAGGAAAUAUAUUAGAGAUGCAUUGUUGGAAUGUUUAUCAACAAUGUGAUUGGCUGUUUAAAUAGUACCAGACAAUGUGAUUGGCUGUUUAAAUAGAACCAGACAAUGUGAUUGGCUGUUUAAAUUUACAAACAAAGAUGUGCAUUUACUGUUUAUAGUACUAAGCCUGAAAUGGCAUUUCGUGCUUAAUUUGUCGGUUUCUUUUAUAUGUUUCUUGAAACAACUAGUUAAAAUGAGCUUUACAAAGGUUUAUGUGUAGUCGAUUUAGAAACAAACUACACAUAUGUUACAUGGUGAUAAACUUUCGUAAAUUAGAUUAUUUAAUUAUGAGAAACUUUGACAUUGAAAAGAAAACAUUGAAAAAUUCAUCGUUUUUUUAUAAGUUGAGUUUCUAUAAUACUAGUAAACGACAAUUGUAUUAAAAGUACAAAUGUUAUUGUAUAGGGAAAAUUAAGUUGUUUUUAACUCAUAAUUUUUCGUGAUGUCGUGGAAGUUUAAGAUUUAGGAUGAUGUUCAAUAAAAUGAUUGUUGAGUUUUAAA